CGGAGGGAGCGAGGCAAAGAAACAGCAGCAGCCAUGGAUAACAUAUUGCUGGAGAUGGGAUGAGCCAAGGCUUGAGGAAAAAUAUCUUAAAUGGUAAGGGCCUCAGAGGGAGAAGAGCCAGCCAGUGGGGUCCCAGCCCAUGAUCAAGGAUAUUUUUGAUGGGCUUAUCUAGCAAUUUCCUUGGAUAGUUCAUGUCAAAGAGCAGUUCUUGAGUAGGUUUUUUCCUACCAUAAAAAUCCACCCAUAAUGCGUAUUUGGUUUUUCGGGUUCGGGUAUUCGGUCAGGAUAGAUUCGGAUUUUUUGGAAUUUGCUGACUUUUGCACACACCCCUAGGCCAGAUCGACUUUGGAUUGGAAUAGAAAUAAUUGGCGGACAAAAGUAAAUAUUUAAAACAACAAUGCGGGCAAAUCGUCGCGGCGGCUUCCACACAGAUAGUUUUCUUUCCUUGUGAGGUCGGAUCUCUUUCCUUCAGGAUGCCGCUCUUCCCUCUCACGGAGAACGUCUUGUCCGUUCUGGAUUCGCCGGAAGGUGAAGCAAUAGGGUCGGCUUUCGGCAUCGGAGUUGAGCUUACAGGAAUGCUGACGGCGCUCAGUGACGUCCAGGAAAAGCUUCAGCAGAUGAAGGGAGCACUCGGUGGCGCUGACUUCUUUCUGUUUGGGACUCCCCUCAUCCACUGGGACAGAUUAAAGGAAGCGGUGUUCGAUGCGGAGUUCCUGCUCGACGAGCUGUCCACGCAGCUAGCGCUUUUCCGGAGUAUGGGCCGCCACACGCUCUCCGGAAGGAUAGGUCUUUUCUUCUCUAGACGGAAUCCCUUUCGAUUGAGGAGCAGGAUCAAGCAAAUCAACGAGGGGCUCGGUGAUUUUGCCCGUGAACCUCUAGACUUUAAUGAAGGAGCGUGGAAGCAGCGAUCUAAUUACUUGGUGGCCGCUCUUCAGGGACCGGAAAGGGGCUUCUUCGAUCUCCCUUUACGUUUAAAGCAUUGCUUUGCAUACUGUCUGUUAUUUCCCGAGAACUACGUGAUUGACAGGUCGACCCUUACACAGCUGUGGAUGGCUCAGGGACUGGUGCCAUCAGCCGAUGCCAACAAUGAUAGUGGAGGAGAGGAUGUAGGGUCUGCUUAUGUCGUGAAUCUGUGCAGGAGGUCUUUAUUAUCCGAGGUUCAAGAAGACGAGUUUGGCAACAUAGCAAGCUUCAAGGUGCACAAUCUCGUGUACAAAUACUUGCGAGCAAUCGUGUGGCCCGAGUAUUCCACUCUGUUUUUUUGUCAAGAGUGCUUUCACUUAUCGGCUAGCGAGGUUAGAUUUGACCAGCAAGGACGUAUCAUUGCCAGUGCCAUUUUCGAUGUGCCUAGAUUGAGGACAUUCCUCAUACCAUAUCAACCGAAGCUAGUCAAUCUGAUUUAUGACCAUGGAUGGAAGUAUGAAUGGUUCAUCCAGACGUCACCUUGCCUUCGCGCAUUGGAUUUGCACCGCACCCAUAUUACGAAUGUGCCAUGGUCCGUAGACAAGCUAAAGCACCUAAGGUACCUCGAUCUCUCCGGGAACGCUUGCAUAGAGACGCUUCCGCGUUUUAUAACUACAUUAUGGAAUUUGCAGACUCUCAAGCUGUCUUUUUGUGAAAGGCUCAAGGAAUUACCAGAUGACAUGGAAAAACUAGUCAAUCUUAGGCAUCUUGAGAUUGAUGGGUGUUGGGGAUUAACUCACAUGCCUUCCGGGUUAAGCGAAUUGGAAGGUCUACAUCAGUUGAGAGGAAGGUUAGAACUUCGAGGAUUGGAAAAAGUGAAGGAUGCAUCAGUAGAAGUGAAAGCAGCAAAUAUCAAGAGCAAGAAAUAUCUUGAUACAUUGACUCUAGUGUGGGAAGUUAGAGAAGCUGUUGGUGAUGAUGAUGCUGCUGCACGGACUUAUCGAGAUGAUAAAAUGACUCUGCAGACUCUUGAACCGAACUUGAACCUCAAGGGGCUGUGCAUUAAUGGGUAUGGUGGAGCUAAAUUUCCAACUUGGCUAUCCUCGCUGAUUCAUCUAGUGAAGAUCACCUUGAGCAAUUGUUAUCAAUGCCGAUAUCUCCCUCCACUGGAUCAGCUUUUUGUGCUGAAGCAUCUCAUGCUUGAAAAGUUGAGUGCCUUAGAAUUCAUAAUCGGAAAUGACCCGAGCAGUUCCUUUCGAAGACCUCGAGUGGCGACAUAUUUCCCCUCCCUUGAACAACUCUGUCUUAGAGAAUUGCCAAACUUGAAGGGCUGGUUUGAGGAAGAUAUGAUCACAGAUUGGGAAGAUGGCAUGUAUCAACAAGAACAUUUGCCGACUUCUUUCAGUGUGCUUUCUGCAGUAACUAUCGAUGACUGCCCUGAGCUUUCGAUGUCACUACUUCCAAGGGUUCGGAGCCUGCGCGUAAACAAGGCAGGCAAGAACCAGUUGCAGUGUUUCUUACAGCCGUCUCUUCCUUGGCUGGCUCAGUCAGGUUCCUCUUCCUCUAUGUCCAACAUCAUGCGCGCAGACCUCAAGUCCUUGUGCCUUUCUUACAUGAGGGAUCUCGACCAUCUGCCUGAGACGUACUUCUCGAAGCUCUCGUCCCUUGAGGACGUAGAGAUUCAGCACUGUCCUAACUUAGUGGGUUUGCCACCCUUGAAGUCCCUCAAGCGUCUUACUAUCUUGGGUUGUCAAAGGCUAACUUCUCUCUCGGGAUGGAUCAAUCAUCUCACUGCACUUGAGAAUCUCAAACUUCACAGGUGUCCCGAGCUUGAUCUGUCGCUUUAUCGCUGCCAUAGCAAGAUUGAAGACAUUGUCCUGAGGUGGUGGCCUGAAUUUGAAAUGUCACUGAGUUCUGAUACUGGGGAGCAAAAGCUUGACUCCUCAAGUGCAUCUGAUGAUUCUGAUGGCAGUGGAUUGUGGGGCAAACUUCAGAGAUUAACUUCAUUGGAGAUUGUGGAUAUCCCAAAGUUGGCUUUUCUGCCAGGAGGGCUUCGACUUGUGACAUCACUGCAGAAGUUAGAAUUGACCGCAUGCAGUGCCCUGGAAGAGUUGCCUGAGUGGAUAAGUGAAUUUCAGUUUCUACGCCGGCUGAACUUGAGUUUCUGUCCCAAUUUGAAAUCGUUGCCUAAAGGAUUGGCUCGUCUCAAAGAUUUGUCUGGCCUGAAUAUUAUUGGCUGUCCCCACCUCAAGCGAAGGUACAAGAAGGAGACUGGUACUGAUUGGAAAGAUAUCGCUCAUGUUGGGGAUGUUGAAGGUUGUUAAAUCUGUGCUCAUUGUCAACGAUGGAAACUUCUCUGUGGGAGCUUGGCUCAUGAUCAGCCAGUGCAGAACAUUCUUAUUAUUCAUGGAUGAAUCAUCAUGCUGUAAUUUGAACCCGAAGGUUAAAUGUUGUCUUCUCGCCUUGCUUUCUUGAUCAAAACUAGGUCGCAUGUACAGAGGAAAAGGUGAAAAGUGGGAAUCUGUAGAAACUUGUUCCCUUUUUCUGUUCUGUUGGAUCAUCUCAGGCCAGGGACCUUCUGUCUAUACAUGCCAAAUUCAUUGUAGGAUCCCCGUCCUUGUCGAUCUUUGUGCCAUUUCUUCUCUAUGUUAUGCCAGUGAUCUGCUUA
Messenger RNA from Punica granatum (pomegranate), 3571 nucleotides. The record is from RefSeq and is a predicted model, not a curated record. NCBI's taxonomy places the organism in Eukaryota, Viridiplantae, Streptophyta, Magnoliopsida, Myrtales, Lythraceae.